AUGUCGCCACGAGAUAAUACCGUCGGCAUUACCUCGCGCCGCCGCCCCUCGCUAUCACUUCGACCGCGCCCAAGGACUGCUGCGUACCCAAUUGCACUCCCCAAGGAAUACACGUUCGAUCAGUGGCAAAAGGCCUCCCUGGUGGAGGCCUGCGAUGACGAUGCGUCGGCGAUUGAAGAGAUGGAGCCAUUUCCAGAGCCCGCGCCUCGGCGCCGUGCAGCCAAGAGCUUUUCCAGCCUGCGUCAUCCGAUGGAUGGAUUAGUGGCGCUGGGCCGUCGUCUAUCUGUGACUCUCCGCAACAAGUCCUCCAAGCAGAACUUGCGCAUUCCUGGAGAAGAGCAGAAUGACGAGAGCCGCCACUAUAACCACACUGCGAGCCACUCCGGCCACAAGCGCAAUACUGCGUCUGGAAGCUGGGGUACGCGCUCGCGGGCGUGGUCUCAUGGCCCUAACGCCGGCAGCAUCAAUCGCCGCCCGUCCUUGAACAGCGUCUCUGCGCUGCAUGGAUUCUACGUUCCGACGGCGUCCAUCCCGGCUCCUAUUCCAGGCCAUGGAUUUGAGCCUCCCAUCCUGCCGAAUGAUAUGUAUGCGGGGGCGGCGGCUCGCGCCGCUGCGGCUGCGCAGAAUGAACAGAUGGAGUUGGCCAGGCUGGAAAUGGCCAAGAUGGAACGAGACCUGAUCAAGAAUUUGUCGGAUGUGACAUUGACCCAGGAUUCAGAGAGUGGGAUUGGGAUUGAUCUGCGGGAUGACUCGGAACUCACUGACACAGAAUUGGAUAUUAUCCGCAUUGAUCCGGUUUCCUACUUGCCCUCGGAGGUCAUGGCCCACGUGCUCUCGUAUCUGGACCCUGCGUCUCUCAUGGAAGCAGAGUCGGUGUCCCAUUCCUGGCACCGUCAGGCGUCAUCCCCUCAUGUCUGGACGCACGCGUUUCGUGGCGCGUACCCCCGUCGACCGGCCAGUGCCACGACCACAAAGAAGAAGCAGUCCGUCGGCCUGGGCAAGUCCAUUCCCAACCAAGACUGGAAGCGAAUGUUCUUCGUGCGACGAUCUCUCGAGCAACGCUGGAAGGAGGGCAAGGCCGCGGCAAUCUACCUCCACGGCCACCAGGACAGUGUAUACUGUGCUCAGUUCGAUGAGGACAAGAUUAUCACCGGUUCUCGCGAUCGCACGAUCCGCGUGUGGGAUGCUCACUAUCCCUGGUCCUGCCGCAAGAUCAUUGGCCCUCCCCCAGACGAUGUCUCUAUUUCGGGACCUGUGAACAACCCGGCGCAGCAAGCCAUGGGCAAGUCUCCCUUUGCGACUAUCUGCCCGCCAUCCACGCCCUCGGCGGGUAUUGUCGCGCCAAUGGAGCAGCCUGCCGACUAUCACAGUGCUUCCAUCCUCUGUCUGAAAUUUGACGAGGAAAUCAUGGUGACGGGGUCUUCGGAUUACACUUGCAUUGUUUGGGACGUCAAGAAUGACUACCGUCCAAUUCGUCGUCUUGCUGCUCAUCGCGCCGGCGUCCUGGACGUCUGCUUCGAUGACCGGUACAUCGUGUCCUGCUCCAAGGACACCACCAUCUGUGUCUGGGACCGUCACACUGGCGCGCUGCUGAAGCAGCUUGUGGGUCAUCGCGGCCCGGUCAAUGCUGUGCAACUCCGCGGCGAUCUCGUGGUCUCGGCUAGCGGUGACGGCGUGGCUAAGCUGUGGAACGUUACCGAUGGCCACUGCGUCAAGGAGUUCCCUAGCAAGGACCGCGGUCUUGCCUGUGUCGAGUUCAGUGACGACGGUCGAACCAUCUUGACUGGUGGUAACGACCGGACCAUCUAUCAGUUCGACGCCAACACCGGGGAGCUGGUCAAAGAGCUCCGUGGCCACACUGGCUUGAUCCGGUCGCUUCACCUUGACAGUAUGAACAAGCGCAUCGUGAGCGGCAGCUACGAUAUGAGUGUCAAGGUGUUCGACACUGACUCUGGCGAGCUCUCCAUCGAUCUGCCUGGAUGGACUACUAGCUGGAUGUUGAACGUUCAGUCAGACUAUCGACGGAUUCUGGCGACUAGUCAAGAUUCACGGGCCGUCAUUAUGGAUUUCGGCUACGGAUUGGAUGGUAUUGAGCUGCUGGAGGAGUGA
Penicillium daleae is the source of this 2109-nucleotide messenger RNA. Its product is annotated as F-box/WD repeat-containing protein. The transcript is spliced from 2 exons. Bases 1 to 2109 code for a protein of 702 amino acids. The record is from RefSeq and is a predicted model, not a curated record. Gene Ontology annotation, molecular function: protein binding. Lineage: Eukaryota; Fungi; Ascomycota; Eurotiomycetes; Eurotiales; Aspergillaceae.